This is a messenger RNA of Pediculus humanus corporis (human body louse), 966 nucleotides long. Its product is annotated as Dolichyl-phosphate beta-glucosyltransferase, putative. The transcript has 6 exons. Gene Ontology annotation, cellular component: endoplasmic reticulum membrane. The record is from RefSeq and is a predicted model, not a curated record. Lineage: Eukaryota; Metazoa; Arthropoda; Insecta; Psocodea; Pediculidae. The coding region runs from base 1 to 966 and encodes 321 amino acids.
AUGACAUUUUCCACGUCACUUUUAGAUAUUCUAUUAUAUGUUAUUUUUUUAACUUGCAUAUUGUUCGUUUUGUUGUGCAUUGUGGUAAAAAAAUAUGUACAACCGUAUCCGGAUAUAUACAAGACAAAAAAGGAAGAAAGUUUUUAUGAUCCUGUUGUGAAAAAAACACAAAAGUUUCCCUCUCUUAAUGAUUCCUUUAGUGUGCAUUUAAGUGUUGUUGUACCUGCUUACAAUGAAGCCAAAAGACUUAAACCUAUGUUAGACGAAUGUUUAAAUUAUUUGGAAAAUCAAAAAUCAGGUGACAGUUUCAAAUAUGAAGUUAUUAUCGUCAGUGAUGGUUCUACGGAUAAAACAGUUUCAAUUGCAAUGCAAUAUUGUGAAAAAUAUGGCACUGAUAAAGUCAGAGUGUUAGAAUUGGAAAAAAAUAGAGGGAAAGGAGGAGCAGUUUGCUUGGGUGUUCAAAGCAGUAGAGGUGCUUUAAUAUUAUUCGCUGAUGCCGAUGGUGCUACAAAAUUUGAAGACAUUUCUAAAUUAGAAUUAGCUAUGAAAUUAUUAAUAAAAUCAUCUAACUCAGAUGGUAUAAUUUGUGGAUCAAGAGCUCAUUUAGAAAAAGAAGCAAUUGCUAACAGAUCAUUUUUUAGAAACAUUCUUAUGCAUGGUUUUCAUUUUUUAGUGUGGUUAACCGCUGUUCGAACAAUAAAGGAUACACAGUGUGGAUUUAAAAUGUUUACAAGAAGAACAGCAAAUAAAUGUUUUCAAUCUUUACAUGUUCAGAGGUGGGCAUUUGAUGUGGAGCUACUUUACAUUGCUGAAAAAUUAGAAAUCCCUACUUCUGAAGUUUCAGUUCGAUGGACGGAAAUUGAGGGUUCAAAACUUGUUCCAGUUUUAUCUUGGCUUCAAAUGGGUAGAGAUUUAUGUUUAAUAUGGUUUAAAUAUAAAAUUGGGGCUUGGAAGUUAAAAAAUUAA